UCGCAUGUGCGGGGACGUAAGUAAGCGACCCUGGAUAACUCCGUCUUAUAUCUAGAUGGGAAAGAAUAAUACCUGCUACCACCGCUGACGCGUGCGCCUUUGACGAUUUCUCAGACCCUCAUUUGUAUGUCAUAUGCCGCUUGGUUUCUCCACAUAUUCCUCUAUCUUGUCAAGGAAGACAGUAUCGUUUGACUUCAAUGUCUUCCCCAGCUCUAUAACGCAACCAGAUGUCCAGGCAGCCCAAGCUCUGUCCGAAGUCACAGAUGCCAGGAUUCCUAGGUGCUCUGCCGGAAUUCAGCCCAACGACAUCUAUCCCGGGCUUCGAGACAUUUCCAGGGACAGUAGAAGUGAAGGAGCAUAAUCGUAUAUUCCGGGUGAAGAGGAAACAUGUCUUAAAGGCUUGUGACCGGUGCAGGGUCAAGAAGACCAAGUGUGAUGGCAACCAACCUUGCAAUCGAUGCUCAACAUACAAUCACCCUUGCCUCUUCCGGGAGAGAAAGGCAACUCAGACGAAAGUCUAUUCCAGAGAGUGCCGUUGCGCCCCUUCCAGUUUUGUCGAGAUGCUCGAAUCCCAGCAUUCACUCGUUGUCAAAGCGCUCCAGAGGCUAUACAAGCAUUGUAUAAACAAUGAAGGGUUUCCAGGAGAGCCUCUUGUCGAUGUUGCUGACGGACAUCCCCUAACGCAUGCAAUUUUGGACCGCUUGGGACUCAUCAAACAAGCGGAGGAAGGCACAGAUGAACACAGCGAGAGUAAUGAAGAGCCACUCCAGUGUCUACGACAGUUGUCCACCUCGACUGACUACACCGGCACGGUAGAGCCGUCCCCGGAGCCAGCAAGCCCACGCGAGUCCAGGGAAUUCGGGCCGGAGAUUUCGCCAACUGCAGGAGACGUCUGCAAAUGGGAUCUUCCAUCAAUGCGCACUGAGCAGCAUAGCGUUUAUCCUCGAUGUGACUACAUUGGUCAAGUCCAACAUGCAACUACGACCGACAGACUCUAUCAGCCGCCCAUUGUCCUCAGCGACGCAAGCAGAUGUCCCGAUGUAUAUUAUCAGACUGACAUUUGCAAUGCAAGCAGUAGGCCAAGCCACCUACAUGCCGGCACAGUACCAUGGCUAGGCCCCUAUCAAGGAACGGUUCAGCCAUCUAUCGACACCCUCAGCCACUAUCAACUUCCGCUGGGACAACAGCCCUACCUUGUCGAUAACGUUGGGUUACCCUCCGGCUGGACAUAUCCAACUGAACACUGAAAGGCAUUCUAAUGGCAAACGGAUACAUCGUGCUUUCUCCCUUGUGCUCUCCCAGCCUCCUCCACGGCAAGUGCUGCUUCUGAGCAGGGAGAACAGGAAAGUCCAGGACGCUGGCAUUGGUCUUGAACACAGUUGCCGCAAAUAAACGACUUCUUAUCUUGCCGUCUUCGCACUCUUUCCAGUUGAAAUUUGCCUUUUCGAUUUCUUAGUCGUCAUUGCUCAAUGUUUCUCCUGUAUUUCCGGCAGAGUACAUUGGAAACUCGUCGAUCAGGUAAUCCAGGCUCUGUCAAACAUUUACUCUCCGCCAUAGGAGUCAACCAGCGAGGAUGACAGCAACUCUCGGAAAUUCGAUGUCAACUU
Molecule: messenger RNA, 1607 nt
Organism: Paecilomyces variotii
Lineage: Eukaryota; Fungi; Ascomycota; Eurotiomycetes; Eurotiales; Thermoascaceae
Product: putative C6 transcription factor
Exons: 4
Coding region: 228-1247 (339 amino acids)
Biological process (GO): regulation of DNA-templated transcription
Molecular function (GO): DNA-binding transcription factor activity, RNA polymerase II-specific; zinc ion binding
Source: RefSeq, a predicted model, not a curated record